CCCCCCCCCCCGCCGCCCCUCUGUAAUCAUUGCAUGCCACCUCGAUGCCGUCCAAGAACGGUGCACAUAUGACCCCCGAGAGCACGCCCGGACCCUCCAACGGCGUGAGGAGAAAGGCUGAGGAGGAGGAGUUGAGAUUAAGCAAAAAGCCUCGGACGAGAGUCAGCUACUCAUGCGGUGAAUGCCACCGUCGUAAGCAAAAGUGCGACAGACAAGUUCCUUGCUCUCAUUGCAUCGCUCGUAAAGUACCGGAGCUCUGCAAGGCUUACACCCCUGGGAAGACCGACCAGGACAUUCACGUCCGUUUAGCUCGCCUCGAACACAUUGUGGAGACAGCACUUCCGCAAUACUGGGUGCAAGGUCACACAUCUGGAUCCCCUGAUUUCAGCAGUGACCGCAGACGAUCGAUUUCUCCAGGGUUGGAAGAUGGGAAUCGGUCGCAACCGGAAGAAGAAGACCCAUGUGGAGGCAUGUUUGAAAGCGGCAGGUGGUUCGGGAAGAGCGCCUCUGGAAGUGUUGCUGCGCCUGUUGUUUUGGAGCAGCUGCAACAUGUGGAGAAGCUAUCCGCUGGAGACUCAAUAUCGAUCAAUCAACUCCCUGCUGACAUAUUUCAUCCAGAGUCGAGACUUCUUUCGACGCUAGAACCACAAAAUGCUGCAGACAAGCUCAAGUUGCUCAUCUCUGACUACGGAUUUUCCCCAACGAAAGUCCCGGAGUUAAUCAACGAGCUUCCUCCCCGCCAUCUGUCCACUCGCCUUGUGGAUCAUUAUUUCUCUGCUGUUAAUUGGACGCGCUACCCCAUCCCGGAGCGCGACUUUCGCGCCUCAUACGCUGCCAUCUGUGCAGAAGGGAUGAUGCUCAAUCCGAACAACAUACGUUUCCUCCCUCUGUUAUUCGUUGUCCUUGCUAUUUCUAUCCGAUUGGCUCCUGAGCACGUUGGAGGCGAUGAAAGGACGCGGAAAGUAACAUCGUCGCGUUAUUAUUGGUCGUCGCGACGAGCCCUGAUAAUUGCUGCGGCCAUCCAGCCUGAUUGUUUCGAGAUGGUGCUGACACGCAUGCUGAGCGCUCGAUUUCUCAUCCUCGACCGGAGGAUGACGGAGUCCUGGAAUCAGCUGGGUGCAGCCGUCAGGACCGCUCAAGCCUUGGGCCUACAUCGCGAUGGCGCCGACAUGGGCAUGGACCUCGUCCAGGUAGAAAAGCGCCGACGGAUAUGGUCGCAUCUAUACCAUGCCGACCGGUCCAUAGCUUUGGUAUUGGGACGACCUAUUGCUAUCCAGGAUGUAUACACCUCCACAUUACCGCCGUCCAACGUUGAUGAUUUUGCAACGUCUGACCUACGCCAACCGCUUCCGCUCACGACCCCUACGCUGUCCACAUUCAUGAUUCUCCGACAUACUCUUGCUGGCAUAAUGGGACGCAUGUCGCAUCAUUUUCAGCAAGUACGAUCAGCAAGCCAUUACUCCGAUGUGCUGGCUCUCGACGAUGAACUGUUGAAGUUCAUGCGCUCACUUCCCUCCUACUAUGCGGUCGAUCCCGAUAUAUCAUUAGAUCAGUCCCACCCUUACAUUCCCGUCCAUCGAUUUCUGCUGGUGACGGAAAUCCUUUUUGUGAGGAUAUCUCUACACCGCCCGUAUCUGCUCCGUCGACUUGGAUCUGAUCGCUAUCUUCGCUCGCGGAAAGCAUGCUUUGAGUCUGCACUAACAGACUAUCGCAUUCGACGAGCAUUCCUGGCAACCACUACCAAGGAGGCGCGCGAUCCUAUCGCAAGCGCAUACCGUGAAUUCCAAGCAGCCAUGGUCAGUGGCAUCUACCUUGUUCUGUACCCGCGAGGCAACGAUGCAGAUUCCAUGCAUGCCGUCUUGGAUACGUUUCUCAAGAACCACGACCAGAAGGAACUGGAUGAGACUACAAGGAGGGAGGUCAACAUCAUCCAGUUCCUGAAGGAUCGAUCGAUGCAGAUGGCAGGUGCAGCGGGGUCCGACUCGACUUCCAACCACAAGAGGGUCAACGUUUCGGCCAACCCGCUCGAGUCACCUUCCAAGCAGGUCACUUUUGCUCCUAAUCAUCAAGUUAUCCCGUCUUCUACCGCCGGUCCGGUAUUGUCCAACGUCCCCUCAUUAUCGAUCACCCCUGUCCCUACUGCUGGUUAUGCUCAUCCACCUGCUCGUCCCCCAGCGAUCCCGCACCAUAUGCAAGCCGUCGAAAGCGGCUCGCAAUCAGGCACCGGCAGCCCUCCCGGCGGUGAUGUGGAUUCCGAGUCAACGGCGCAGACGUUGCUGGAUCAGUGGUGCAAUAUCUUCAGCGGAGGACCUACGGACGACUCAGCGGGUGCGACGAGUCGCUUGCCAUGGGGUACGCCUGGUUUAGCUGAUUUAUCCGGGUGGAUACCCGCAACAUCGCCGAUCAUGGGUAAUGAUCCCCUUCCAGGCCUCGACGGCUCAGAUUGGAGUUAUUGGGAGUCGCUCGUCAACCAAAUUCGUAGAGCAUCGGCACAAGCAUCGCCCUUCGGAGACUCCAUUAUCCCAACAUCCCGCGACAUGAGCAAACGUCCUCGGAGCGAUCCUGCUAGUUCAUCCGGCUCAGACACUGCGGCCCCGAAGAAGACACGCACAAUCCCUCCUCCUCCCGAGCCUAUACCAGGCCCUCAAGCGAAUUUGACAAGGAUCCUGUCCUGGAACGUAGAAACGCCUGUCCCGUUCCUGCAGCUGCCGCCUCGAAAAGUCGGAACCUCCGUCGCUCCCGGUACUCGGCUCUCGCUCCUACGCGACCUUCUCAUCCGGCACGACCUUCCUGACUUCGUCUGCUUGCAGGAGGUGCGUGCGCGGCAAACGGAUAAGGCGUGGAUCUCGGCUUUGCAUAAUGCCGCCAACUACCACAGAAAGGGUGGGCCGAAAUAUUCGAUGUACACCGCCCUCAAUCAGGCUAAAACCGGGCAGCGCCAUUUUGGCGUCGUGACGUACGUCAAAGACCGGGAACGGGUGGCCAUCGCACGGGAGGUAGACUGGGACGCCGAAGGCCGUGUUCUCAUCCUCGAGAUGAAAAGCGGCUGGGCGUUGGUCAAUGUUUAUGCCCUUAAUGGGAGCGAGUACAUGUGGAGAGAUCUGACACUCAAGAGCGCUCCGAAGACCCGCAACGAGCGCAAACGCGAGUUCAACCGGCUGCUUCUGCAAGAAUGCCGGGCAAUGCAGGAGAGGGGCCUCCGUCUCGUGCUGACUGGUGAUUUCAACAUUUCGCUCACGAAGCGGGAUUGCGUCCCCCGGUUACGCACGGAGCAUCCUCAUUCGCUGGCACGGAAGGAGUUCAACGACGAGUUCAUACCUGGCCUCGACCUCGUUGAUGUCUAUCGGGCGCUGCAUGGAGAUCGCCCUGCGUUCAGCUGGUUCGCCAAGGGCAAGCCGCAGGGCGCAGACUGCGCCAGGGUCGAUUACGCCCUUGUUGAACGGUCGCUGAUGGACUCUGUAGUCGACUCGACGUAUUUCGAAGAUAGCACGGAGCGAGGCCACAGCGACCAUGCACCGUUCAUACUAACGUUACAAGAUUUGCAUGUACUGAAAGCAGCGCCUGAUCCCUCUAUACUGCAUUUAUCCGCGGAGCCUACGUCCUCGAACGGUUAGCCUAGUCUCGGUCCAAACUGUACGUAGUUGCUCCCUGUGUGGUCCUAAAGACAUUACUGUCUCAUUUCACUUCUGUGUUCGGUCGGAUGCAUUAAUGUCUCGCCCGAGAUUGGACCGUUCAUUCGCAAGUGACUUGGUCGAUCUGGAGCCGAUCGCAGCGUAGUUCAUCGCAAGAGUAAU
Laetiporus sulphureus 93-53 is the source of this 3794-nucleotide messenger RNA. RefSeq lists its product as uncharacterized. Bases 45 to 3614 code for a protein of 1189 amino acids. The record is from RefSeq and is a predicted model, not a curated record. Gene Ontology annotation, molecular function: DNA-binding transcription factor activity, RNA polymerase II-specific; zinc ion binding; DNA binding. Lineage: Eukaryota; Fungi; Basidiomycota; Agaricomycetes; Polyporales; Laetiporaceae. The transcript has 11 exons. Gene Ontology annotation, biological process: DNA-templated transcription; regulation of DNA-templated transcription; DNA repair.